AUGGGAUAUUUUGCAACUGGAACUGUGAGGGAUAAUAGAAUAGAGCAUUGCCCAGUUGAAUCUAUAAAGGUUGUAGCAAAAAAAGAAAGAGGAUAUUAUGAUUAUAGGUUUGAAAAAUUAAGCGAAACAUUUGUAGUUCGUUGGAAUGAUAAUUCGGUGGUGACCGUUGCAUCGACAUGCCACACUAUCUCUUUGCUUUCUAAUGUUUCAAGGUAUUCUAAGAAAAUAUCUUCUAAAAUAAAAAUUCCUCAGCCAAAUAUGGUAACUGCUUAUAACAAACACAUGGGUGGAGUUGAUCUAUGUGAUAAUCUAAUAUCUACAUAUAGAAUAAAAAUAAGAGGAAAAAAAUGGUGGUGGCCAAUAUUCACCAAUUUUAUUGAUGUAGCUUUGGUAAAUUCAUGGAAAAUCUGGAAAUUCGUGAAUCGGGAUGACAAGAAGAGUUUGCUUGCAUUUAGACGAGAAGUUACUAACUACCUCCUUCGAACGCCAGUAAAAAUUGAAAAAAAUUCAAGUACAGGUCACGCCAGCCAGUUUGCAUUACAGUGUGAAAACCUUAUUGAUUCAUCUGGACAUUAUUUAUCCAAAAUUAUAGAUGGAAAAAGACGAAGAUGCAGAUAUUGCCAUACGCACUCAAGAUAUAUGUGCCAAACAUGUCAAAUCGCACUCCAUAUUAAAUGUUUCAAGGAUUUUCAUAAUAUAUAA
Molecule: messenger RNA, 702 nt
Organism: Gordionus sp. m RMFG-2023
Lineage: Eukaryota; Metazoa; Nematomorpha; Gordioida; Chordodea; Parachordodidae
Product: piggyBac transposable element-derived protein 3-like
Exons: 1
Coding region: 1-702 (233 amino acids)
Source: RefSeq, a predicted model, not a curated record